AUGGAUUUUUGGCAACGUUUGAUAGCGGGCACCUCGCUAGCGCCGGCUAGCAGUAAAGUUACAUUAAACAAUCCAGAGAAACGUGUAGCUAGGUUUAAGAGGGAGUAUAACCGUCUUUUGCAACUAUGGCGCGCUGCCACGAAUCUGGCUCGAGAUUAUGAAGCAGCAGAACAAAUACGAAUCUGUCUUUCCGAAAUCACUCGAGUGCUCAGCGAUGAGUCUCGCCGUCCUUUACCACAUCCUUGCAUAGCUUUCGCGGCGGAAAAACAAAUAUACAUCUCGAUUGGGAAGAUAGCUACAACGUCUUACAAUGAGGGGGUCAUUAGGGAGGCGGUAUCUCUCUUCGCUGCAUUGCUUGAUAGUGAGGAGGAGAAUUUUGUCGAGAAUGAUGUGUUUGCCAAGAGUCUGAUGAACUUGCUGAUUAAAAUCACCGGAUCGAAUAAUAUCCAUCUGGGCUCGGAACUGGCGGUAGAGGUGGUGGAGUUGUCAUUCAAUAUUACGACGAAGAUUAGACUUGAUCCGGAGAUCUUGCCGGUUUGGUUUACUUCACAACGAAGGGAUGAGGAUUCUGCAAAAGGAUAUACUGCGGAUCCGCAUGAGAAGUUUGCCGGGAAGACGCAUAAGGAGGAUUUUCAACUAUUUUAUCUGCUGAUUGAUUACAUACAUGAAGAAGGGAGGUGUGGGGAUUUCGCAAGGACGGGUCUUCUUUACAUUAUUGAGGCGGCUUCGAAUGAUGUGGCGUUGGAGCAAUGGAUAGUUGAGAGUGAUUUGGCUACUCUUAUGGCUACGGGUCUGGGUGCGCUAUACAGUCAGCUCAGUCGAAAACUUGUCAUCGAUCAUCCCCCGGACGCAUUACCUCCUGUCCUAGCACUUUCCGAUUAUCGACAUCCUCUAACCACACAUGAGAUUGUGAGCUCAGUCGAUGAGGACUAUCAAUCACACAUGGAAACUUUUCUCUCACAUUUGGUCUUCUGGCAGGAUGUUCUGAAUCAUUGCAAGUCCAUGGAGGUUAAACAGACACUUCUGGAGCACUUUCAGGUCAUAUUCCUACAACAAUUACUUUAUCCUUCAUUACUCGAAUCUUCAGAUGUUGAUGGAGGUUCUUCGGUUGCAGUUCUGACAUAUUUAAGACGUAUUCUGGAAUCUUUGGAUCAUCCUGAUAUGAUUCAUCUUAUACUUCACUACCUCCUUGCUUUACCUGAAACUACACCAGCCCCUUCAGGAUCGAAAGCAUCAGUGAGCGCAGCGAGGAAACGAAAAUCUUUAGAUCUUGCAACCUUAGUGGCUUUACAGGUAGAAGGGGGUGCACCUGCAUUAUACAACCUGGUGGAUCUUAUUUUAGGAAGUCUUCGAUCAGAGAGUUCACAGACUGUAACAGUCACUUUACAGCUUGUGUCUGUUAUUUUGAAACGACAUCAUCGAUAUGCUGUAACUACACUACUUCGAACCGGUCAGGUAUUAAGUGAUGGACCGCAACGUUCCAUUGCGGCUCAUGAAAGAGAAAUUGAGUGCCUACUCACAAUGGCUGAAGAUCUGGGUGGCGAUGAUAGCUUCAAUGAAGUUUAUGAAAAUCAUGUCAAAGAUAGUAUGAACACUUUGGAAAGUCACAAUUGUUCUAUAGCACUUGUUGCGCCUAAAUCAACCGGCGGAACGUCGAAAUUCCCAGGUUCACAAGCAACAAUUCCCGGUGCCCCGAAAGAUAUUCGACCACAUACUUUGAGACCUGAAGAUCCUGUUCUUAUGAUUCUACUCGAUAUUUUAUCGACAUUUUUCAUAAAUUCCGUCGAAACAAAUCUUUCAUUGACAGCUGCGAUUAUUGAUUUGGCAACAUGUGGUUUUAUGAGUGUGGAUGGAUGGCUCUUACCUGACCCUUCAAAAUAUGUAUAUGAAGAAUCCGAAGAAGGAAGAACAGAUGAAAUUAUGGAUGAUCUUUUUCUUGCUAAUGUAGGAGAUCCGGACGAGAUUCUAGAGAAAGCACAGAUUCGUGCUCUUAAACUAACGCAACGUCGUCUCAAAUGGUCAGAAACUCCAAAACCAGAAUUACUUACCCGACUCGAUAUGCUCGUCGAUCAAGUUAACAGUUAUCGUAACGAAAUUCCUCGUUUCGAAGAUAUCCUCCAACAACGUCGAGAUGCUUUCCAACAAGCGGCAUCCAUGUCGACUCCAGUCCGUCAUCGACCCAGAAGUCAACGCGAUUCAUCCACCCACCGAGGAUCACCUCCUCGUCAAUCCGCCCUCGAUAAAGUUGCCCAACGCAUCUUCUCCGGUGACUUCACGCCCUCUCGGUCGGAUACUGCACAAGCUCGCGGCCGUCCUUCAAAUCCUGAUCGUGAACAGAGAAGCACAAGUGGUAGUCAUGGUUUAUCUACUCCAAUUAAUAAUACUUUGAAUCCACCGUCUCAAUUCCCUAUGGGCGUUGAAUCACCUAUUAGAGGUACCUCGCAAUCGAGAAGUCAUGAUGAGGAUACGAAUAGACAGUCGAGAAUUCUUUUGCCCAUUCAAACAGCGGCAUUUUCGGCUAUUGAUCAGGGGAUCUUGAACCGAAUGGUGGGAAUUCCAAAACCUUCGAAAAAAGAUGUUGUGGCACCAAUACCAUUUCCGGAUCUUAGGAAAUCAAAAACUGAGGAAAGAGAUACGGAGGUGUCGGAAACGACGGAUGGAGCGGUGGAAAGUAAAACUCUGGUGGAGAAUUUUGAGAUGGAAAGUAGUGGGACUGAGGGUAGUAAGGAUUCGAAGGGGAAGACGGUGGAUGGGGAGGAAGUAGAGGAUAAGAAGGAGGGGGAUGGUGAUGGAGAGGUAAAGGAGGAGGGUGGCGAUGAAGAGUUAAAGGAUCCUAGUGUAGAAGCAGAGGAAGUUGAUGCGGAAGAAAAAGAGGAUAAGAAAGUUAGCGAGUUUCUAUUGGAGUUGGCGGCGUUGGUGCAAGUUAGAGCGGAGAAGAAGGAAGAUAGAGAGAGAGAGAAAGGGCGAUGGGAGGUUUGGGGUGGCGGGGAAGGUGAAGAGAGAGAAAGAGAUAGAGAUAGAGAUAGAAGAAAGUAG
Molecule: messenger RNA, 3036 nt
Organism: Sclerotinia sclerotiorum 1980 UF-70
Lineage: Eukaryota; Fungi; Ascomycota; Leotiomycetes; Helotiales; Sclerotiniaceae
Exons: 6
Coding region: 1-3036 (1011 amino acids)
Source: RefSeq, a predicted model, not a curated record